UGUGGGCCGAGCGAAGUGGGGGGAGAGAUCGAUCGUUGGUGGGAGAGACGGGGCUCGGGGCCCGGCUUAGCGAGGAGACAGCGAAGCCUUUCAGUUGUUCACCAGAGGUCGGCCGUUCGUGUGCGUCGAGUCGAUUUGCGGCCUCUGUCCAGGAUAACUGUAAAUCCGUGACAAAGAGAGAGAGGGAGAGAGAGACAAUAAAGAGAGAAAAGGACAGGCAGUAAGAGAGAAAGAAAGAAAGACAGAGACCUUGGACUGACCGAGAACAGAGAGAGGCUGAUCUAUCUCUGGACUUCGCGAAUGUCAUGCAUCAUCGUUAACAGUGAAUCGUUAACACUAUCGAAACAGUGGUCAGAGAAGAAAUUUUCAAUUUGCUUCGUACUCAAAUGUUCUUGCCACGAACAUGUUUCUUCUAAUGCUUCGAGAUGGAUAUUAAUUGGAGAUGCGAGCACGUCUAGCUUGCUACUGUGGAUCACUGACAUCGCUGUAAUUCUUGGGAUUCUACUUUGCUGGCAAAAAAGUGAUACACACACGUUCGCCGUACGUUGCGGUGCUUUUGAGAACAGACAGUGAUUACCUGAUUACCAUUAGAAGCACGUUCGGAGAGACUGAAAGAAUAAUCAUUGAUGCGGUUGAUGAUUCUAAGGAACGCAACUGCUACCGGUCGUGGGAAUGGUGGCGUGAAACUAUAGGGUGAAGUGUCACGUUAGCGCGCGUCAACUUCCGUCAGGAUGCCGAAAAUCUUCCUGAUCAAGAACCGGCUACAUCAGCAGCAGCUAAGGCUGCUGGAGGCACAACACCUUGGGAAGAGUCCGCCACCUUGUAAUGACAAGGGAAGUCCUCUCGACAGUGAAUCCGAACCGCUUAGCCUUAUCGUGAAUAAACACCAAUAUCGUGAGAAAACGGACGAUGAUCGAGCGACAACCCCGGAAUCGUUACGCAGCAGUAGCCCAGUAUCUUCGCCACCACCACAAUGGCAGUCAACGAACACACCAAAUAACGCACCAACUAAUGCAUCAAUUAGCACAGCACCACGGCGAUUCAUUUCGAGCAUCCUCGGCGGAGAUAUCCCGUAUGGAAGUAGAGGGCAUGUUAUGACUAGAGCGGAACGUAAGGACUACAGUAGCCCACCGAUCGCACCCUCCUCCAACGAUACUACUCAAUUUAUCGCGAAAUCGGAGAAGCUGGUGCUGCCAAGACCGAGCACACCUCCAAAGACACCAAGGGUCGAACCACCGACCAGGGUUUCGGUCAUUCAAAGGGUUCCUUCACAAAGCCAAUCGACGUCCAGAAGGGAAGAUAAGAUCGAGAUACCACAAACUCAAGAACCGGAACAGGAGCAGCCAAUUGAUUACGCGGUACCGAAGAGAAAAGAAGAAGACGAAGAACGAGGCCGCGAAGGCGCAAAAGUUUCGCGCGCGAUCGGUAACUCGAUUGCUAGGCCACUUUUGAACAUGAGACUGUCCGGACCCCAAAUAGUCCACGCCGCUGCUGGUCACGGAAGAACAUCAAAUUCCGGUAAUUCCGGCAGUUCGGGUUCCAGCGGCUCGAAUAAUUCGGGAAGUUCUACUUCGUCAAAUUCGGGCGGAAGCGGCAGCUACUGCGGCGGUGGUGCUGUCACAGGUGGAAGCGGAGGUGGCGGUGCUGUUGGUGGAGGCGCUGGAGGAGGUAUGAAUCCUGGGGGUAACGGUGGUCGUGGCAACUAUGGGCCAAGUUCGCCACCUACUGGUUCCUUGCCACCUUUCUACGAGUCACUGAAAGGCGGGAAUAAUUUAGCAAAUUUUGCCAAUCAAUACAACAGCACUCAAGGGAACGGUUACCUGAUACCAUCGCCGGCAGUAGGGAUGGAGUGCGACGCCGGCCAGCAAGAUGUGAACUCGCAGCAUUCGCAGUACAACGCCCAAGAGGGCAAACAGUACUCCCUGCUACAGAAUGUUUGCGCGUCGUACGGCCUAACAUUGAAGGAGGAGGAAGAUCUGUCCCCUUACAAGAUCCAGGCGAACGAUUUACUAUCUGGACAGUACGGCGCUUACGACGAUACUGGAAUGAUGAUGGACAUGGUAACCAGCGCUGUUGUGGAUCCUCUUCAGUUCACCGCCACAUUAACAUUUAGUUCCCCGUCGGAUCACACCGCUCUCCUCGAGAGUUUGAGCGACGCUGCUGAUUUGUUUCUACCAAGGUUACCGACUGAGGACGGCAGCAACGAUCUCCUCGAGGAAUCGUUGCACUCGCCAGCCUCGGCUGCAAGCGGGAUCGGCCAGGAUGGAGGUCAAAUGACAACACCCGUGGAACCGAGUGUCGAUCCUUUCCCGGAGCACAACAUGGCUUUGACGAGGGGUUUCGACACGUCGAGACACUACACUGCAGCUCCUCAACAUUUCAACACGCCCAAACUAGGAUUGAGUUAUACCACCGGCGAGUCGAGUUAUCAGUCUGUUUCCAAGGAACGUCCGGAAUUGGCGCUUCAUAUUAAUCAAAGUCAUCAACACCAGUCGGAGCCGCAGCUGCAACAGUUGCAAAUACAAGUGCAGUUGCAGCAACAGCAACAGCAACAGCAGCAGCAACAGCAGCAGCAGCAUCAGCAGCAACAAUCCGCAACAACCUCUCAACAGCAACACCAAGGACUACUCAGUCCAGGAUUAAGCUUCACCGGUAGUGGUCUGGAACUAGAUUCAGGUAGCAGUGUGGGCGGAAGUUUACCAAGUCCGGGAGCAGCGAGCUGUUCCUUGGACGCCGCCUCGACCAGCACAUCGCCGUCCUGUGCUCUGAUGGAGCAUGCACCGAGUCCGGUAGCUACAGUUUCAUCCGCGUCGGUGAAUACCGUGCAACCGACUGGACCAGUCGGUGAACCGCCACUGUCGCAACGGGUCGGUGUACUUCAGCAAAGGCUGGGACUGCCCGGUGAUUGUCAGCUGGAGUUCGUAAACGGCGGCCACGGAAUUAAAAAUCCUCUGGCGAUCGAGGGUCAGAGACAGGCUGCGGCUAAUCGUGAGGAGGAGAGGGCGGCUCGACCUCCGCCUGGCAAGGAUGACGAUCCGAACCGCUUCACGUGUCAUGUGUGUAGCAAGAAUUUUAGCUUGCAACGACUGUUGAAUCGUCACAUGAAAUGUCACAGCGACGUGAAACGUUAUUUAUGCACGUUUUGCGGCAAAGGUUUCAACGAUACGUUCGACCUGAAGAGGCACACCAGGACGCACACCGGCGUUCGACCUUAUAAGUGCAAUCUUUGCGAAAAGAGUUUCACCCAGCGCUGCUCGCUCGAGAGCCAUUGCCUUAAGGUUCAUGGUGUUCAGCAUCAGUAUGCGUAUAAGGAACGUCGUACAAAGGUAUAUGUAUGCGAAGAAUGCGGUCACACGACUCAGGAGCCGGAGGUGCACUACCUCCAUUUAAAGGAUAAGCACCCAUACAGCCCAGCUUUGUUGAAGUUCUAUGAUAAGCGACAUUUCAAGUUCACCAACAGCAAUUUUGCCAACAUGUUGCUCCAGACACGAAAAAAGUAAAGGAAAUUACGAAGCUAGAUCAAUAGGGAGGGGGGGAGGGGAGGGGGAGGGAGGGGAGAAACGUAACAGACAAGAAAAAAAGAAAUCUGAUAUUCGAACAAAAAGAAUAGCAGAAAAGAAAACGAGACUCGAAAUUGUGACUGUUCAGGGUGGCUUGUUGCAACGGGACUCACGGAAUACGGACAGUUGUGUAAAGUCAGCCUCGAAAAGCCUCGAAGCACCUCUUCAACGUGCCACAACGUUGCUGCACCUGGGUCGAACUUCCAGUUUCUGAGGAGC
Messenger RNA from Frieseomelitta varia, 3779 nucleotides. It is a transcript of the gene ovo, whose product is annotated as transcriptional regulator ovo. The coding region runs from base 732 to 3500 and encodes 922 amino acids. Gene Ontology annotation, biological process: epidermal cell differentiation; regulation of transcription by RNA polymerase II. The record is from RefSeq and is a predicted model, not a curated record. Lineage: Eukaryota; Metazoa; Arthropoda; Insecta; Hymenoptera; Apidae. Gene Ontology annotation, cellular component: nucleus. Gene Ontology annotation, molecular function: RNA polymerase II cis-regulatory region sequence-specific DNA binding; DNA-binding transcription factor activity, RNA polymerase II-specific. The transcript has 10 exons.